Molecule: messenger RNA, 2456 nt
Organism: Pangasianodon hypophthalmus (striped catfish)
Lineage: Eukaryota; Metazoa; Chordata; Actinopteri; Siluriformes; Pangasiidae
Gene: creb3l3l
Product: cAMP responsive element binding protein 3-like 3 like
Exons: 10
Coding region: 142-1506 (454 amino acids)
Biological process (GO): regulation of transcription by RNA polymerase II
Cellular component (GO): nucleus
Molecular function (GO): RNA polymerase II cis-regulatory region sequence-specific DNA binding; DNA-binding transcription factor activity, RNA polymerase II-specific
Source: RefSeq, a predicted model, not a curated record
GUUACGCGAUGACGCAAUUUCUGCCUCGUUGGAGGGUGAUUUCAGCAGGAAACCGAAAAAAAACCAGGGAAGAAAGACAGAACUAAACGCCCAUCUGAGUUUAUUCUUAUUUUAGAGCGAAAAUACGCCGAGCAUCGAAGGAUGUCGCUGGGGGAGGAGCUACAGGACAUGCGGGGGCCGGACCUGUUCGGACUGCUGUUUCCUGAUGAAGAUCCUGGAGAUGACGAUCUCUUCUUCUCUGACGGGAAUAACCUGAUGGAGGGCCUGCUGUCCGAACAGGAGAUGUUGAGUGCGGUGGACACGGAGGAUUUCCUCAGUCGGUUGCUAGGCGAGGAGGACGACGGUUUCACCGCUCCGUGUGUGUCUCUCUCUCCGCUGGGGAGCGACAGCGGCAUCUCGGACGACCCGAGCUCGAGCCCCCACAGCGAGACGGAGGGCGUGGCCGAGGGCGUGGCCGAGGGCGUGGCCGAGGGCGUGGCCGAGUGUUAUGAAGCCCAGGUGGUGGAGACGGAUCACUGUUACGCCUUACACAGCGUCCGCACAGAAAAACCCGACACCGACGUCUUCAUCGACCUCGAUGACAUGGACGAGAGCCUGAGUCCUGAUGUGUCCAGUGAGCUGCCCUGCUCUCUCACUAUAGAGGAGUCCACACUGAGCGACAAGCUCGAGCACAUGUUCCACUUUAAGGAGAUCGAGCUGACGGACGAGGAGCGUCGACUUUUAGCCAAGGAGGGAUUGACCAUCCCAACAAACAUGCCCCUCACCAAGGCGGAGGAGAGAUCUCUGAAGCGGGUGAGGAGGAAGAUCAGGAAUAAACAGUCUGCACAGGAAAGUCGCAAGAAGAAGAAACUGUACGUGGAUGGACUGGAGAACAGGGUUGCUGUGUGUACGGCUCAUAAUCAGGAACUGCAGAAAAAAGUGGAGCUGCUGCAGAAACAAAACAUGUCUCUGAUGGAGCAGCUGAGGAAACUGCAGUCCAUAGUGAAGAUGAGCACCAUGAAGACCAGCACCACCACCACCUGUAUCAUGGUGUUCUUGCUGUCAUUCUGUCUGAUCAUUUUUCCCUCCAUGAAUCCGUUCGGCAGCUCCGUGCAAAAAGACCUGUACACUGCCUCAACAGGUAUGUCUCGAGCUCUGCGUUCGUAUCCCACGAUGCCCAAAGGCGACGUGUUCGCCAGCUCUAACGAGGCGCCGGAGCAGGCGGAGCAGGAGGCGGAGCUGGUGCUGGUGGUGGAGAAUAAUCACAUCCUCCUGAAUCAGACGCCCGACUACCAGCAGGUCGAACAGUCCGACUCCGAGACGGCCGUCAACAGCAACUCGUCAUCCGACUUCCCGUCCGGCGCCAUCACACACACUCGCUCGCAGACACACACGCAGACACACGCGCGCUCGGACCCGGCGGCGCCCCCGGUGGUGUACGACGGCCAGAGCGCGGGUAAAGAGAGCUGGCUGGAGCAAACGGCUACCGCGGUCAUUAUACAGCAACAUCGCUCUGACGAGAUGUAGCCACACACACACACACACACACACACACACGGGACAGAGUGGAAUAUUAUUAUUUUAUUCUUUUAUUUAAUCUGCUGUAAUUGGCUGUGCACCGAUAAUCAGACAUGUCUCUAUAUUUAGUGACUCCCUAAGUAGGCAGCCUACUGAGGCAGCAUUCAUACAGUCGAGAUGAAGUCUGAAUUCUUAUUUUGCUAACUUAUUGCUGAAAUCCCAUAAUUCCACUCCUCAGAUGUUAGGAUGUAUAAAUUUUGGCACCCUGAUUGUAAGAUAAAGAGGUUUUAGUUAAGAGUCCCUUCUUACAGUGCACUAUUACUUUUUUUAAAAGUUUUUUUUUAACAUUUACGCACUUUCUUUACAUCCGCGUCCCUCCUUUAGCCGACACACAGCGUCGUUACGCAUUUUCUCAGAAGGAGGCGUCAGUGGGUGUGAUGGAGAUGAUGUGUGUGAUUAUAUUCGAGCUGUUGCAGGGCAUUCCACAUCAUCAUCAUCAUCAUCAUCGUUGCAGCACUUCAUCAUUUUCCCUUUCAGUAAAAAAACGGAUGAAAGUUUCCUGUGUGUGUGAUGAAGGAAGUGUCGUGGAUCCACUCAGGAAUCUUGACCUGUUGUGUAAAUAAUCAUGUAAAGGGAAGAAGGAAUCUGUUCAGUGGACGUUCUGUGUAAAAUUAAAUUGUUUCAUUGAUCUUUUAAUCAUUUUUUUAAACAGAUCCAUGCUGUAAAUAAAGCUUGAGCUGUAGAGCGUCAGCUUCAACCGUAAAUCUGCGAUGUAUUAUUAUAAAUGUGUAUUAGUGUUUAUCGGUGAUGUGCUUUAUUUUUAUUUUAUUUUUUUAUUUGUCUGCUGAUUAUUUCUGGACGUUGCACUGAUGUGUUAGUGCUCAGAAUGUUUAACGUCAUUUUUAUGUAAAUGUUACUGAAUGAGCUGAUUAAACAAACAUUCCUUUAUUAUAUAAAAA